CCGUUUCCGCAAAUGAGGAGAUGAAGCGCUGAGGCGAUACUGAUCUGGGGUCUUUGAGUUCAUCCGCGUGAUAGUCAAAGUUUUAUUAGAACUAAUAUACAUGGAGCUGGCGAAGGUGAGACGCCCUUGUAGCAAUCCCCGAUUCCCCAGGUAUCAUUCCCGCCAUGACCCCUGCAGGAGGCUUAUCACCAGAUGCCGCUGCAAUGGUUUCAAUAGUGCUGGAGAGCAUCUUAUACGGCUUUUCGGUCCUGAUGUUCAUAGGUACUAUCUGGGCGCUGACCUACCAACGUCGCAUGCAGGAGGUCAAUAGGCUAGUCACUGUUGUGGCCGUCCUGCUAUUGAUGCUGAGCACCGCGCACAUGAUCGUAGAGAUUGUUCGGACCGAAGAAGGACUGGUGAAAUAUCGCGAUACCUACCCAGGCGGGCCAGCGGCGUUCUUCACAGACGAAUCCCAACCAACGUUUGUGGUCAAGAAUUUGUUAUACGUUUUGCAAACUCUGCUUGGCGAUAUAGUAGUGAUUUAUCGUUGUUACGUCGUCUGGCGAACCGUCUGGGUUAUCAUCCUACCGAGCAUACUGUGGUGCGGUGUCGCAGUCACUGGCGCAUUUGCGGUCUAUAGCUAUGCGGAAGCAGACAAAAACAUCGAUAACAUCUUCACCCAAGCGACUAGUGAGUGCAUCGGGGUGUUCUGUGCCCUGACACUCGCAACAAAUUUGUUGAGUUCAGGAUUACUGGCGUAUCGCAUCUGGAAAAUCGAGCGCAAUGUCUCUGCCAGUCGUACUAUGAAGGUCACGACGACGAGUAUAUUGCGCGUAAUUAUGGAUGCUGCUCUUUUGUACUCCAUAGCGCUCCUCUUCACAAUAAUCAGUUCCCUUUGUUCGAGCAAUGGAGCGUAUGUUGUGGUAGACAUGGUCACGCAGAUCAUCUCGAUUACCUUCUACAUGGUGAUUAUUCGAAUCGCACUCGGUAGAAAGUUCAGCAGUCAGCUCCCGAGUGCCCGUGGAGGGACAGCUAGUGAGACACAACGAGGAAGCUUGGCUAUGAAGCCUUUGCAGGUUCACGUAUCCAAAUUUACGCAAAGUGACAGUUCCUCGGUGUACGGGAUUGGGAGUCAGGACCGAUCAUCGACAUACAAGGAGUCUGCGGACAUGCCAUCUUCCUAUGUGUAAUCAGCCUGGACUCCGUAUUAUGCUUUCACGAAAAUUGUUUUGAUAGUAUCAGAUGGUCACCUUCGGUCGGUCCGAUGUGCGUAGUGAUUCUGGGAUGAUUCACGACUUUAAUAGCUCUUUGUACAUACUAUGUCUUUCGCUUCAUGAAUGUUAUACGAUGUAUCGGUAG
Suillus paluster is the source of this 1338-nucleotide messenger RNA. RefSeq lists its product as uncharacterized. The transcript is spliced from 7 exons. Bases 165 to 1169 code for a protein of 334 amino acids. Lineage: Eukaryota; Fungi; Basidiomycota; Agaricomycetes; Boletales; Suillaceae. The record is from RefSeq and is a predicted model, not a curated record.